AUGGCAAUAUUUUUAUUUAAUAUUAUUAAUGCUAAUCCAGUAAAACGUUAUUCUAAUCAUUUAUUCAAAUCAAGACUUGCCUCUUUAUUGGAAGAAAACCGACAUGCAUCGUUGGAUGAUUUACUAGAAGCAGUGGAACACAGGGCAUCACAACAAAAAGUAUAUUUUCACGAUGAAGAUCAACGAGAUGAAAAUGAUUAUCUACAAAGAGGUGUUCGUAAGAUGAUUGGUUUAGCCGAUAAUCCAUUUUAG
Molecule: messenger RNA, 252 nt
Organism: Rotaria sordida
Lineage: Eukaryota; Metazoa; Rotifera; Eurotatoria; Philodinida; Philodinidae
Source: the annotation of a GenBank genome assembly